Molecule: messenger RNA, 4698 nt
Organism: Musca domestica (house fly)
Lineage: Eukaryota; Metazoa; Arthropoda; Insecta; Diptera; Muscidae
Product: RNA helicase aquarius
Exons: 8
Coding region: 165-4634 (1489 amino acids)
Biological process (GO): mRNA splicing, via spliceosome
Cellular component (GO): catalytic step 2 spliceosome
Molecular function (GO): mRNA binding; helicase activity
Source: RefSeq, a predicted model, not a curated record
UUGAUUCCCGAGUUUCGUCGGCAUUUUGCGUUUGUUUACCAUUUCCACGGCGUUAUUUUUAUCGCGAAUCUCUGUGAUUCUACUCUUAACGGCGUCAGUGUGUGUUGUUAUUCUCGUUGUGGUGUGCUGGUGCGGUUUCUUGGAUUUCCUUGGAUUUAUGCAAAAUGAAAUUAAAAAAUGUUACAAAAGUUAAGGGUAAAAGGGAUGUGGGCACCGAUGGAUCUACACAGAAAGUAUCACAAAUGACAGUUUCUCAAUUGUCGAACGAUGUAAUAUGGGAGGUUGCCUCCAAAUAUUGGUCUCCGGAUUCCCAGAAUCAUAUGUCCUAUAAUUCAGAUAUUAUAAAAGAUAUUUAUCGUGCAGAGAUUUUGGAACAUCCCAAUUCCACCAGACGUAUUGUAAUGUUAGAGUUUAGCCAAUAUUUGGAACAGUAUUUAUGGCCCAACUACAAACGUGAUGAUGCUUCACAUAGCCAUGUUAUGUCCAUUAUUUAUAUGGUCAAUGAAAAGUUCCGGGAACGUGUGGAAGUUUGGAACACAUUUGAACAAAAAUCCGAAGAGUUCCCGGCAUUCUUUCGCCAGGUGUUGGAGAAAUGUUUAGACAAUUCGGGCCAAACUAAGGUGCGUGAGAAAACGGCAUUGUUGGUGUUUUUGAAUCACUGUUUCAACAGCAUGGAAAUAGAGCUGUGUCGCAAUCAGGUGAAACGUUUGGUCUCGCUAUCGAUGUGGAGUUGUUUGCAGCCAAAACGUUUGGACCAGGAACUACGUGAAACCCCCGAAUGGAAACGUUAUUGGAAAAAGCUGCAGAAAAAGGAGAAAAACGACAAGAAACCUGAAGUGGAGUGGGAAAGACAUUUCCUGCAAAAUUUAAUUAAACAGUUCCUUAAUAUCUUGGAAAGUUUACCGUUGGAGGGUCCUAUCGACCCCAGCAUUUUACAGUAUUGUGAACGAUUUCUAGAGCUUAUGAUUGACUUGGAAGCUCUAUUGCCAACGAGACGUUUCUUUAAUACCGUCCUGGAUGAUACUCACUUGCUGGUGCGUGCACAAAUUUGUAAUUUGGUCCAACGAUCCGAGGGAAAGCUGUUCGGUCAGCUCUUGGAUAUGUUGAAAUUCUACAGCCGUUUUGAAAUCAAUGAUGUCACCGGUGAUUCAUUAACCGAUCAUGACAUGACUCAGAUACAUUAUAAGAAAAUCACGUCACUACAAAGAGCUGCUUUUGCAAAAUUCCCCGAUCUAAAGUUAUUUGCAUUAUCCAAUGUGGCCAGUGUUGAUACACGUGAAUCAUUGGAACGUCACUUUGGCAGUUUGGAUGAGAAGGCCUUGAAGCAGAUAGCCAGCUUUUUGAAUUUGGUACCGGAUGAUUUGAAGCCACCCUUCGAUUGGUAUCGUUUGGAUGAGGAGUUUCUCAAAGAGCUGUUGAUAACUCGUCACGAACGCCGUUGCUCCCAAUUGGAUGCCUUAAAUGAAAUGCCCCUCUAUCCCACCGAGGAUGUAAUAUGGGAUGAGAAUGUUGUGCCAACGGAAUAUUUUUCCGGAGAUGGCUGUUUGGCAUUGCCCAAAUUGAAUUUACAAUUUCUAACAUUGCAUGAUUAUUUGUUGAGGAAUUUCAAUCUGUUUCGCCUGGAAUCGACAUACGAGAUACGCCAAGAUAUUGAAGAUGCGGUUAGUCGCAUGUUGCCAUGGCAAUCGGAAGACGGUGGUGUGGUGUUUGGGGGCUGGGCGCGUAUGGCUUUGCCCAUAGCCUCAUUUGCUGUGGUUGAGGUGGCAAAACCUCACAUUGGUGAGAAGAAACCUUCACGGGUGAGGGCGGAUAUUUCGGUGACAUUAUCGGUGCGCAAAGAAAUCAAAGAAGAAUGGGAAAAUCUCAGGAAACAUGAUGUGUGCUUUCUGAUCACAGUUAAGCCAACAGUUCCAUAUGGCACCAAAUACAAUCCUCGAGAACCUUUCAUACCCCAAGUGGGAUUGGUCCAUGUUCGAGGUUGUGAAAUUGAGGGUAUGUUGGAUGCCAAUGGUCGUGUCAUAGAAGAUGGCCCAGAUCCCCGACCCCAAUUACCUGGUGAGAAUCGAACCUAUCGUGUUUGGUUGGAUUGCAAUCAGUAUCGCCUAGACAUGGAUUCCCUGCAGGAGGGUGGUGACGAUGUCUAUGAAAGUUUCAACAUUUUAAUGCGUCGCAAACCCAAGGAGAAUAAUUUCAAGGCUGUUUUAGAAACCAUACGCCACUUGAUGAAUACAGAAUGUGUGGUACCUUCGUGGUUGCAUGAUAUAUUACUGGGCUAUGGUGACCCUAGUGCUGCUCAUUAUUCCAAAAUGCCAAAUCAGGAACGUUCUCUUGAUUUCAAUGAUACCUUCCUUUCCUAUCAACAUGUGCUCGAUAGUUUUCCGGAUUACAAAUUGAAAUGUGAUGUACCCGAAGAUAAACGCCUCCCACCAUUCCGUUUGGUGUUUGAAGAUGUCAAGGAAGUUGAUGAAAACGGGGAAAGUCGUGACAGUUCCGAAGAAAGUAAGGUGAUCUCUGUCCAAACAUACAAGAUACAAAAUCGUGGACCCUAUUUGGAAAAUAAACCCAAGCAAAAUUCCAUACGUUUCACACCCACUCAAAUCGAAGCCAUACGGGCUGGCAUGCAACCGGGCUUAACUGUCGUAGUCGGUCCACCUGGUACGGGUAAAACUGAUGUUGCUGUGCAAAUUAUUUCGAAUAUCUAUCACAAUCAUCCAAACCAGCGUACUCUAAUUGUUACCCAUUCAAAUCAGGCCUUAAAUCAACUGUUCGAGAAAAUCAUGGCCCUGGACAUAGAUGAACGUCAUUUGUUGCGUUUGGGUCAUGGCGAAGAGGCACUUGAAACCGAAAAAGAUUUCAGUCGUUAUGGACGUGUAAAUUAUGUUUUGGCCAAACGUUUGGAUCUCCUAAAUCAGGUACAAAAGCUACAAGAAGCCAUGAAUGUAACGGGCGACAAUGCCUACACAUGCGAAACAUCGGGAUAUUUUUAUCUUUAUCAAGUGAUGGCGCGCUGGGAAAAGUUUCAAAAUGAGGCUCUGCAAAUGGCCAAGGAUGAGAGCAACGAUAAUUGGCGUAAAUUUUUCGAAGAAAAAUAUCCAUUUAAUAAAUUCUUUGCUGAUGCUCCACAACCCUUGUUUAAGGGUGAUACCUUUGAGGAUUACAUGGAAAUUGCCAAAUCUUGUUUCCGUUAUAUUUCUCACAUAUUUACGGAACUGGAAGAGUUUAGGGCAUUUGAGCUGUUGCGCACUGGCCUUGAUCGUUCGAAAUAUUUGCUGGUCAAGGAGGCCAAGAUAAUUGCCAUGACCUGUACCCAUGCAGCAUUGAAACGUAAAGAAUUGGUCAAUCUAGGAUUCCGCUAUGACAACAUACUAAUGGAAGAAGCAGCACAAAUCCUCGAAAUCGAAACAUUCAUACCACUUUUGCUACAAAAUCCCAUGGAUGGUUUUAAUCGUUUGAAACGAUGGAUAAUGAUUGGAGAUCAUCACCAGCUGCCUCCGGUCAUAAAAAAUAUGGCAUUCCAAAAAUAUUCCAACAUGGAACAGAGCUUGUUUACAAGACUGGUGCGUUUGGGUGUGCCCACAGUUGAUUUGGAUGGCCAAGGUCGUGCUCGUUCUGAGAUUUGUUCCCUCUAUAAAUGGCGCUACAAGAAAUUGGAUGAUCUUUCUCAUAUCUUGGAUAAAGAAGAAUACCGCCGUUCAAAUGCCGGUCUUCGCUAUGAAUAUCAACUUGUCAAUGUUGAUGAUUUUAAUGGUGUGGGUGAAACAGAACCUAAUCCAUAUUUCUAUCAAAAUCUGGCUGAAGCUGAGUACAUUGUUGCUGUAUUUAUGUACAUGCGUUUGCUAGGUUAUCCGGCUGAAAAGAUUUCAAUUUUAACCACCUACAAUGGGCAGAAGCAUUUGAUACGUGACGUCAUCAAUGUUAGAUGUGGAAAUAAUCCUUUAAUUGGCUGGCCCCAUAAGGUGACCACAGUGGAUAAAUAUCAGGGUCAACAGAAUGAUUAUAUUCUCAUUUCGCUGGUGCGGACAAAGGCGGUGGGUCACAUACGAGAUGUUCGACGUUUGGUGGUGGCCAUGAGUCGUGCCAGACUGGGUCUAUACAUAUUUGGAAGGGUGGGAUUGUUUAAGAACUGUCUCGAAUUGCAGCAGACAUUCAAAUUGUUAACAAAACGCUCACAAAAACUACAACUUGUGGAAAAUGAAUCAUAUCCCACGGAACGUAAGACCAAUGAUGAUCCUCCCGAAGAGAGCAUUAAAACUAUGGAGAAUAUGACACAAAUGGCUCAAUAUGUCUAUCAGAUGUAUUGCAAAAAACUAGAAACCAUAAAGGAUCAACUACCUCAAGAAUCAUCUGCAGAUACCGAAAUGUAUGCCAAUAUACCCACAGAAGAAACCACACAAGAUUCCAACAAUGAUGGCGAGGAAGAAAAUGAACUCGCAAGCAUGGAAGUAUAUGAGCCACCAGCCAAGAAGGCCAACAAAGAUGCAACAAGCAAAGAUAAAAAUUCCACAGCAGCAAGUAGUAAAGCAUUUAAACCCACACCCAUUGUAAACGAAAUUGAGGUGGACGAAGAAGAAGUAGAAAAACAACAAGAAAAAACUGAAGAUGAAAACAAAAACGAAGCAAAAUCUUCAGAAUAGGCAUAAAAACAAGACAUUCAAUUUUUUUUAAAUACAGAAUAAAAAAAUAUAUUUUUUAUCAAAG